CCUCUCGAGGGAAAGGCGCACGCUAGGCUGGUUUUGAAUACAACACUGGGUUCGGCCUUUUCUUUACCGUACGCGUCUUGAAUUGGUGACUUUGCUAGUUCAAAAUGGCGCGAAYAGUUUGGAUAUCGAUGCUUGGGCUUCUUGUGGUGACCAGUGCUUUUGCAGCUCCUCAGUACUCCUGCACCACUGAGAAACCCAACCUUGACAUCGAUGCCUCUGUCCCUGGUGAGAUCGUCAGUCCUGGUUUCCCAGGCUCCUACUCGGACAAUUCAGACUGUACCUGGAAGCUUAAGGCCCCACUCGGAAGUGUUGUACGUGUGACAGUCACUAAACUAAACCUUGAUAAGAGUGACUUCUUAACUCUUGCCGAUGGUCAGACGGCUUUCUCUGGAAACCUCUUUGGAAAGUAUUCGCAAUGCAUGGCGGGUAAACUAUCCCUCUUUUCCACUGGUCAAUACAUGCACAUUCGGUUCGAAUCCGAUGCAUCAAAUAAUAACGAAGGAUUCAAAAUCGAGUACAAAGCAGUCAGAAAAAGUCAAUUAGUCGAAGAUGGAAAAGUUAACACCAUAUGUUCGCGUGAUGCCAAUCCAUCACCGCCGAGGGGUUACGUGGCUCAUCCUGGUUUCCCAGGACCAGUUACACAAUUCAAAAAAUGCGUUUGGAAGAUACAAAUGAAUGGUCGAAAUCCAUCGGUGUCCUAUAAACUGCUAGGACUUAAGAAAGACCCAGGGUUUUGUUACGACAGUAAAGUUCGCAUGAACUUUGGAGGGAGUCAAGUUCCACAGUGUGGAUGUGCAAGUCUUCCAGAAAACCAGAGAUCAAAAUCUAGUCGUGGUUUUAUAGAGUUUCUGUCACKAUCAGAAAGUGGCGUUGGUCAACCGGGGUUCCUGUUGUACUACAAUGACGUUGAUUCAGCCAAGUGUUCUGAUAUUAAUAAUUGUCCUGCAAUGGACGACGACCGCAAUGUCGGCUUUGAYAGGAACAGCAACGUCAAGUACGAGAAAAAGGCUGUCACGACAACACCAGCACCAACCACGAUUCCUCCGCCAAAGGAACCCGAAAAGCCUUUCCAAGUGACAUGCGACAAGGACAAAAUUGAAAUCGCUCUCAAGUYAUCCGAGUUUGGCGACGGAAACUUUAAAACUGACACUGCAACUCUUAAGGACACCAACUGCAAGGCUAAACGUCUGAACAGUACGCAUGUCUACAUGGAAACACCACUGGACGGUUGYGGGACGUACCACAACUACAGCAGUGAUGGACGUUACGUCAUCUACUAUAAUCACAUUGUACUCCAGAGGAAGUCUAAUGAAGACGGUGCAAUUAUUACUCGUGACCAUGAAGCUGUAUUCGAGUUUGAAUGUCGUUAUCAUCGUAGCAGUGUCAUGUCUGUUGUUCAUUUUACUCCUUCAAGAGCUACUGUUUAUACAGCGACAGAAAAUUUUGGCAACUUCACGUUUAUGAUGAGAAUGUUCAAAACCAAAAAGUACAAMGAGGCGUACCAGGAAUACCCCGUUCAUGUCAUCGCCAGUAAAGAUGUGUUCAUCCAGACAGAAGUCAAGGCAAAGGAUGCUGAGCUGGUUCUUUUUGUAGAAAACUGCAAUGCUACACCAUCUGAAGAUCGCAAUGACAAGGAGUUUUACGACCUUAUCGAGAAAGGCUGCGAAAAAGAUGAAUCCCUCAAAUAUGACCACAAACUCUCGCCUGUACAAAGAUUCAAUUUCAAGGCGUUCUAUUUCAACGUGGACACACAAGCUAGUGUUCACAUUCACUGUAGAGUACGGGUGUGUCGUAAGGCUGACAAGAAUUCUCGCUGUGUGAAGGGUUGUCAGUUUGGCAGGCGCAGAAGAGAAGCGACAAGUACCGAUGAGAAUGAUGACUUCACCGGUACUCUUAGUUUAGGACCCAUUCAGACCGAGUCUAAUACACACCAAGGUAUGGAAACAAUAAGUUUAUUUUACAAGAGAGACAUCUUUAUGAAUAAUUAA
Messenger RNA from Exaiptasia diaphana, 1988 nucleotides. Its product is annotated as ZP domain-containing protein. The record is from RefSeq and is a predicted model, not a curated record. The transcript has 10 exons. Bases 105 to 1988 code for a protein of 627 amino acids. NCBI's taxonomy places the organism in Eukaryota, Metazoa, Cnidaria, Anthozoa, Actiniaria, Aiptasiidae.